AUGGAGCUGCCGCAAGGGGAUGAAAUGGAUGACGAGGAAAAAAAAACACCACAUGACGUGUGGUUGACCACGUCUCAACCACAAAGCAAAAUGAAGGACCGACUAGGAGAACUCGUGGAGUUAACCAAGCAGUAUGACCAGCAGUUCCCGGACGACGACGAUGAUUUUGACUCGCCUCAUGAGGACAUUGUGUUCGAGACGGACCACAUCCUGGAAUCCUUGUACCGAGACAUCCAAGACCUUCAGGAGGAAAACCAGCAGCUGAUUGCCGACGUGAGGCGCCUGGGAAAGCAGAACACCCGCUUCCUCACGUCCAUGCGGCGCCUCAGCAGCAUCAAGCGGGACACCAACUCGAUCGGCAAGGACAUCAAGGCCCGGGGCGAGAGCAUUAACCGCAAGCUGGGCGCCAUGAAGACGCUGAGCGAGCAGGCGGAAGUCCAGCACGGCGCGCACUCGGCCGUGGCGCGCAUCACGCGUGCGCAGUACAGCGCGCUCGCCCGCACCUUCCAGGCCGCCAUGCAAGAGUACAACUGCGCCGAGAUGAAGCAACGCGAGAACUGCAAGAUCCGCAUCCAGCGCCAGCUGGAGAUCAUGGGCAAGGAUGUGUCGGGCGACCAGAUCGAGGACAUGUUCGAACAGGGCAAGUGGGACGUGUUCUCCGAGAACCUGCUGGCCGACGUGAAGGGCGCGCGGGCGGCCCUCAACGAGAUCGAGAGCCGCCACCGCGAGCUGCUGCGGCUGGAGGGCCGCAUCCGCGACCUGCACGACCUCUUUCUGCAGAUGGCCCUGCUCGUGGAGCAGCAGGCGGACACCCUGGACGUCAUCGAGCUCAACGUGCAGAAGACCGUCGAAUACACCGGGCAGGCCAAGGUGCAGGUGCGCAAGGCUGUGCAGUACAAGAAGAAGAACCCCUGCCGGACGAUCUGCUGUUUCUGCUGCCCCUGCCUCAACUAG
Molecule: messenger RNA, 954 nt
Organism: Rangifer tarandus platyrhynchus (Svalbard reindeer)
Lineage: Eukaryota; Metazoa; Chordata; Mammalia; Artiodactyla; Cervidae
Source: the annotation of a GenBank genome assembly